Messenger RNA from Acipenser ruthenus (sterlet), 813 nucleotides. RefSeq names its product olfactory receptor 4K2-like. Gene Ontology annotation, cellular component: membrane. NCBI's taxonomy places the organism in Eukaryota, Metazoa, Chordata, Actinopteri, Acipenseriformes, Acipenseridae. The coding region runs from base 1 to 813 and encodes 270 amino acids. The record is from RefSeq and is a predicted model, not a curated record. Gene Ontology annotation, biological process: G protein-coupled receptor signaling pathway. Gene Ontology annotation, molecular function: G protein-coupled receptor activity. The transcript has a single exon.
AUGGAAAACUGCAAUGGGACGGGGAGUCUGUGGUAUGAGCAGAUAAAAACAGAGCUGUUCUUAAAGAUAAAGCUGGUGAUCACCAGCGUCAGCUGUCUAGUGAACCUUCUGCUGAGCCUACCCCUGCUCUUCGUGAUCACGAGGAACCCCUCUGUCCAGCGCAAGCUCCGCUACGUCCUUCUGGCCAACCUCCUAAUCUGUGAUAACUUACAGCUGCUUCUCAGCACUGUGCACUUCUCCACCUGCUUCUACUUACGCCACUGCUCCUUAAUCAAUUGCUUCAUGUUCAUCAUCCUGUCCUUCAACUUCUGUAUAGUGGAGGUCUUCUUCACCAUAGCUUUCUCGGUUGACCGAUGCAUCGCCAUCAAGUGGCCACUGCAGUAUGAGACCAUCUUUAGUUCAGGGAGAAAGAAGACCAUUGUGGCUGCUGUUUGGUUACUUGCUAUAUUGUUGACCCUGGUGGCAUUGUUUGUAGCUUUGAAUAAGCUCCCCAUGAAUGUUCCCAUUGAGCGAUGCCAUCUUUUCAUCGUUGCUCCCUGCCUCUCGGAUUCUGGUAUUUUUGAAGGCUACAGCACAUUAAUGAGUGCUAUCUUGCUUCUCGGUAGUUACCUCUGCAUCCUGGGCUGCUUGCUGCUCCUGUGCUGGGACACCCGACUCUUCCUGAAGACCCGACGAGCGUGGGUCACCCUGGUGAUGCAGGUGCUUCAGCUCAUCUUCUACUCUGCUCCUUUGCUCGUAGAUAUAUUUUUAAUCAAGAACUUGAAAGACAAGGAUGAUACAGACAUCACCAUCAUUGCUAUCUUUAAUCUAUGA